AUGGCUCGGAAGUGGACAAGCGACUGCGAAGCUGAGAGAGUACUGCGACAGUUGUUCGAAGAUGGCACCGUUUCUUCUGGAAGCUCUCCUGGGUUUGUUCGUGCCCUCGCCCUCGACAUCUUCAACCAGUUCAGUGACGCAGUGUUCAACAUCCACCUCCGCCUGACCAAGAUCAAGUCCAAGUUUACGUCGGAGCUCGAAAACACGGCGACCAAAGCAAAAACGUAUGCCAAGAUCCAGGCAUUCGCAUUUGCAAUGCAAAACCACCGUCAGAAUCAACAAACAUCCCCGAUGUCGACCCAGCUGGUUGAUUUGCCAUUGCCUGUUAUUCCUCAUUCCUUCGAGUUCAAUGUUGGCGUCGACACUAUUGACGAGGAUGUGAUCAUCGUUGAGUUCAUGGUCCAAGGAAAUUCGUCAUCUCACGGCAAUUUCUCGCUCCAAAAGUAG
Messenger RNA from Aphanomyces astaci, 447 nucleotides. RefSeq lists its product as hypothetical. The coding region runs from base 1 to 447 and encodes 148 amino acids. NCBI's taxonomy places the organism in Eukaryota, Oomycota, Saprolegniomycetes, Saprolegniales, Verrucalvaceae. The transcript has 2 exons. The record is from RefSeq and is a predicted model, not a curated record.